This is a messenger RNA of Stomoxys calcitrans (stable fly), 5326 nucleotides long. Its product is annotated as myotubularin-related protein DDB_G0290005. Gene Ontology annotation, cellular component: membrane. The transcript has 6 exons. Lineage: Eukaryota; Metazoa; Arthropoda; Insecta; Diptera; Muscidae. The record is from RefSeq and is a predicted model, not a curated record. Bases 1189 to 3252 code for a protein of 687 amino acids. Gene Ontology annotation, biological process: hemocyte migration. Gene Ontology annotation, molecular function: growth factor activity.
ACGAGAUAGCGCGUCGUCGAACAUCGAAAGCAGAUACCGUUUCUUUAUAUUUAUUAUUAUUGUACCUAGGUAUUAGCCACAAAGCAACAGUCAAUGUUUUCUUUCGCGUUUUGUUGUAUAAAAACCCGUAUAAUUCCAUUUUAUUAAUAUUAAAAAUUAAAAAAGAAAACAACAACAACAAUAAAAUAUAAAUCGGGAGAAUAAGAAACAAGAUUCUUUUUUUUUGUGGAGUACCAUAUAAAAAAUGUUCGUGGGCUACCUUUCAUUGUGGCUAGACGUGUGAUCGGUCGGCCGUUUGUUGUUCUUCGUUUCGCUUAUCAUGUAGUAUACAUCUUUACUAGACAAAGAUUUCGCGCCGGGAUCAUAAAAGCCAAUUUGAGUGCAGUGCCAUAAUUAUCGCCCACCUUCUAGUAAUAAUUCGCAAAUACUUUAUGUGAUUCUGCUGUUGAAGAUUAAAUUUUCCAAAUACCAAACCACAAGCAGUCGGCAGCCGCUUGUUGUACGCUCUGAAGCCUUAAAUUGAACGAAUAUCCAUGGGCGGCCAAACGCCUAAUUGUGGAAACGUGAUCAUCAAUUUGUCUCCGAGAAAAACAAAUCAAAUAAAAAUCUCCAACCAUUUAGUGCGGUGAAUUUUUUUUUUAAAUAUCUGACCAGUGAAGUGAAAAAACACAUAACCAUUGCUUGGUUUUAUGAUCCAUGCCCAACAUUGUGUUCAACCCGAGCAAUUGUGGAAAUAUGGCAUAUGUGGGUGUUCGUAUAAAUACCCAAAGUGAUAUAACCUCAAUAAUCCUGGGGAAGUGUAAAAAUCGAUAAAUCCAAGAAAAGAAAGUCUCUAUGUUAGUUAAACAUUAGUUAAAACAACCAUUGAUUUCAUAGCAUAGCACCCCUACCACCCCUACAUUACACUCCCAAAGCAUACAGAAGAAGAUUUCACCGAUUUCACUGAUUAACCACAAUUAGCCAACACAACGAAGUGAGAAUGAAAAGAAGGAAAAACCGCAGUGAAGGUGUGAAAAAAGUGAAAAUAUUAUUAAUAAAAAAACGCCCAGAACAAAGACUUCCAAACUCGGCAAAUAAUAAGUAGAAAUAAAAAAAAAACUAAAGAUUUUGCAAUCCAUUUGGGGUUUCUUUUUCUCCACCCCAACCACCACUAUCAGCGAAACAAAAGACUAGCCCUGCCUUAGAAACAUGCAUAACUUUCACACGAAUUUAAUCCCGGUGGUAAUUCUGUUGCUGCUGGGAUCUGGCAUUAAUGCCCACACUCUACACCACAAUCAUCACCAGCAGCACCACCACCCUAAUCAUCAAAAUCGGAGCAAUCUUUCGAAGGAUGAUGGUAUGCUGGAAUACAGUGAUUAUCAGCGAGCCACACCCCGGCCCAUGGAGGAGUCGGCCACUCACAAUUCCUUAGCGCAACUGAUUGACGAUAACGAGCUGACAAGCAAGCAGCAGAAUGAAGAUCUGCUGCUGCCUUUAUCCUACAUGAGCUCUAGCGGCUCAACAACAAUGUCCAGGCAGCAACAAAACCAACAUCCUCAUCACCAACACAACAAGGCACAUUUGUCCCGCAAUCAUCAUCAUCAUCACCAUCCUCAUCAGACGAAUGGUCAACAUUUAAUUUUAACCUCAGCAGCGAGUCUAGCCGCGCCAACAUUGCCGUCUGCUCCUUCUGGCUCCACGUCAUCCUUUUCAAAUUUCAUUGUGGGCCAACACCACACCCAUCAUCCAGAACGAGAGCCGCCAUCGGAAAGUACCCGAUUAGUACCAACACCUUUGGCACCAUUGCCGUCAUAUUUCUUAGCGGCGACAACACAAAAGUACCACAACGAUUCCAACGAUGAUGGUGGUGGUGGUGGUGGUGGUGGCGGCCAUCAAAGACCACCACACUAUGCCGAGUCCAAGGCAACUAAGGCCACAAGUCCUGCGGAAUAUUCUAAAUUUAGCAGCAGUCAGGCUGCUGCCAUGGAGCGUGACAAUCAGCAGCAACAAAAACACCAACAACAGCAUCAGCAACGUCAUCAUCAGCCUGCUGCCUCACGACAUCACAAAUAUUGGCGGUCCUCGAAACGCUCGCAGUAUGAUGAUGACUAUGAUUUGCAAUUGCCUCCGAAAGCCGACGAUGAUUACUAUGAGGACUAUGAGGAGGAUGCUGCCGAUGAUGAUGAUGACGAUGACGAGGAUGGCUUGGAUGAUGAUAUUGACGGCUUCAUAGAUGACACUGAUAACAAUUUAAGUGAUCGUUCCUAUGCCCGAAUAACUCGUUCCAAACUUGAUGAUGAUUAUGCCGACGAUGAGCCUUAUCGCAAUGCGGUCGACGAUCAAAUGCAACGUGAUGCCCCGCCCGGUGUUCUGACAGAGCAAAAAUUUCUAGAAGUUGGCAACGAAAAGGCUGUACAACAAGCCCGUGAACGCUACAUACAGGAACAGAAAAAGGCCAGAACUCCCCAUGAACUGGCCACAGAACAUUGGCAACGCAUGAUACACGCCACCAAAUGUCGGAAGCCAAUGCCACGCGUUAUUCCCAUUUCGAACAACACAUCCAAACGUUAUGAACCCUAUGCCACCAUCUUGCACAGAUGUGGAGAGGAUACUGGCUGCUGUGGUUCUACGGCCAGUGUGUGUACGGUCAAGAAGCAGGAGAUUGUCUUGGUCUAUGUCUUUUCGUACGACUUUAAUUAUCGCAAAGAAAUCGAGGCGUUGCCAAUGCAAAAUCACACCGAAUGUCAUUGUGUCAAUCGUGCCAGUUUGCAAUACGAAUCAAUGCCACGUGGUAAGAGAUCUGGUUCUUGGCAACAUCAUCGAACACCACAAAUACAAAAACCAUCGAAGACUUUGCUUCAGUACCAAUACCAGCCACAACAGCAAUUGGUGGCUCGAUCAGAUAUGAAAUCUCAAACUCAUCAUCUAGAGACGCAGUACCCUCAUCGUCAUCAUCAUCAUCAGCACCAGCGUACGGAGAAUAUGCUCAGUUGCCAUUGUCCUCGACAUUUUAGUGCCUUGGAAGAGGAUGUUGAACGCCAUGCUCAUCUGCCGCGGCCACACACAGUGCUCACGCGCAAAUGCCGAUGUGAUUGUGUGGCCAAUAAUCAAACGUGUCUGCGUUUUAAACAGGGCGAGGAAGGAUUUUCACUGGAAGAUCGCAAGUGUAUUAGCGAGCAUGAUUGCAAACCUCCCGUGUGUGCCUUUGGUGACUACAAUGUCCAGUCAGGAAGAUGUCCCAGUUACCGAUCACAUGGUAAACCGAAAUUUUAGAAAACAAACGAAUUUCCAUAUUUUAAAUUUAGUUUUUAAGCAUCAUCAUCAACACCAUUUUCAAUCAUGUGAAAAUGUAUUUCCAGCAAAAUGUUUUGGAUGUUCCCAGCUUAUUUGAAGUUGUUGUCCGAAGUUAAAAAAAAUAGUUUCAAAAAUGUUUUCUAUCAAAAAAUAAACUUUUUUAUGCAAUUCCUACUGCUCUGCUACUGAAACAAUUAGAAAUCAGUUCCAUGCCUAUUAAGGUAACCAGCCCAUCUUUCUAAACCCCUUUUGGGGAGGUUUGUUCAGCCCACUACCCAGAGAGCGUCCUAAGUUUAUGACUACAUCUACGAACCUUUUAUUAACAAACUGUACUAAACAGAGAGACCUUGGAACUGGCUGCUCAUGAAGCUGCAUCAAAACUGUUCUGGAACAUAAGGCACAGUGCGUCUUCGAUAAGGGCUGGACCAAAAAUAAUUUACCUCCUGUACACUAGGUUCAACCAAUUUUUUAGUCGAAAAAGCAGCAAAUUCUUAUCUACAACGAAUUCUAAGAAAAUUUGCCCAAAAAACCAUGGUUCUAAAAUAAAAAUUGAGUUUACAAAUCCGAACAGAUUUUGUCGAAAUUAGACAGAGGCUUUCAAAUCGCAAUAGCACAUUCCAAAUUUCGUGCAACUCAAUAGACCUUGAUUAUAAAAAAGACAAACUAUACGUCUGAACGUAGAAGAUACUUUAGUUAUGGAUGUACUUUGUCGAUAAAAACCGGAAGGUCGAUUUUUAUUCUAGACUUUUGGUAUCUUAGGCCAAAAUUCUUAGAAAAUCUAGGGAUGGGCUUCCUUUAGAAUCCUUGGUUCGAUAAGGUCUUCAUGACGAGCUUGUUUGGAAGGGUAUAGUACACUCGACGUUCGUACAGGGUAUAGUACAAAUCGGACCAUGUUUUAGUUGUCAAAUUGACUCCAUUGGUUCAUAAAAGUGAAUCAACACACAUAUGUUAUCAGAUCAACCACAAAUGUUCACAAACAAAUAAAAGGUUUUUGUGGACGAAACGUAAACUGCCGUUCACAUUCUGACAACGACUAAUGCACAGUUUUAUGGUUUUUGUGUGCUCCUGAGAAACGAAACUGUGAUCCAUUCAUCCCAUCAUUGUGUGUUUUGUUAGAUUUUAAGAUUCCCAAAAAUUUAGCACAAUUGGAAGAUGUUAACAGGUGCUGCUGGGACCUCAAAGUUUUGCCAAGUUCGAUUUUUUUUUGGUUAUUUGCCAACUUUUUAAUACUGAAGUCGAAAUAAUGAAGCCAAAGUCCCUAAAAACAUGCAAGAUAACCCUAGUCAGUCUGUCGUUUUUUUUUUUUUUUUUUUUGUAAUGAAGGUAGAGAUCGCAUUCAUUAUCCAGUCAUCACGAAAAUUUGAUUAUUGGACGGAUAUGUAUGAAAUUUGGUAUGGAAUGUUGUAUUACCCAUCUGAAAGCCUCUACCAAUUAUUAUUAAAAUACUGCAAUUUCGUGAUGAUUUGAUAACAAAUGCGACCUGUACCUUGAUUACAAAACAAUUUGAAAAAAAUUGUUCCCUAUGGGACAGGACGGUCUUAUGUACAUACAAGGUUUUAAGAGUCAAUGAAACUUAAGGUUGGUGCCAGAGAACUGCAAGCGGAUUCUUUUUUAUUAGUGUUAUACUCAAAAAAAAAAUGGAUGUCAAUACAUAACGCAAACUGAAAUCAACUCAGCAUUAGCCCUCGGCACACUCUCAUGAGGAAUAUGAAUAAAAGUCAUGACACUCAUUUGCACGUUUGGAUGUUUGUUCGUUUGAAUGAUUCAUCGUGUAACAUCGUUUGCCUUCAUCUAUUUCGUCAAAAGCGUUGUUAUGUAUAAAAGAAUGAGAGCAAUAGAGAGACAACCAACACCUGAAAUGGCACAAAAAAAGCAUAAGCAUUCAAUCAAAUCAUAGUGAUGAUGCUGCGGUGUUGCUUUAGAAACGGUUAUGGAUGGAAAAUUGUUAUGUUAGUAGUUCUGUUGAUAGUUUGAAAAAGAUUUUUGAAAAGAUCGCAUAAAAAUUCGAUUAAAAAAAGUUAGAAAAAAAACUUUUCCUCAAAAAAAUAGUAGA